AUGGCCUUACCACCCAAGCGUCUCAAAUUCCUUAAACCCGGAGAAGAGAAUCUCGCCUAUACUGAAGAGGUGGACGAAAUACCCGAUGCUGUUGAUUUAACUGCUCUGCCAACGGGUUACGAUUUCGAUCGUCAUCGAGAGAACUUGCCCACUUUUCGUUGGCGGACACAAUUCUUGUACUUGCUUGAGACAUGCAGGUGAAUAUUUAGAGUUUUACUUGUUUUUGCUUGUAAGUUAUAAGUCCGUAGAUCUAUUGUAGCUAAACUGCCGAUGAAACUGUGACAUCAGUUUUUGAUAGGUAUAUGGUAAUGCAGCAUUUGCAGGUAGCCCUGCCAGCACCAGCCCCGCAUAACCCUCUCAAAAAUGACGGGGCUAGAGGAGGCUAUGAAGGGACUGUGGCGGGGCAUUCUACGCGACAGCCCCGCCUGGCCCCACAUUUAUGUCCACUUCUGGCACCCCUUUAAAAUAUCGACCUGUAUGGUGAAUCCCCUGAGGCGCACACACGUAAUACCUACCGGCAGAAGUUUCAGAGCUCAGUAUAGGCAUUUCUCGUUCGGGGGAUUGAUUGCCAACUGCUGUCGACGUUAAGGGAACCUCAGACUCAGGCUCUUCAGUGGCCUCAUAAUAUGCCUUCGUCUGGCGCUUAAUGCUCCUGUAUAUGGUGAUUCGGUGGUAGCCACAGUAAUUACGCUUUCCAAUUGCUUUAGAUAUUCAGUAAAAAACGAUAAACAAUUUGUAUAACACCAAGGCUAAAUGGUACAUACAUAGACAUACAAGUGGACUACUUGAACUGGCUGGUGAGUUAAUGCCAAAACAAGUAGCAUAAGAUACAUAAAUUAACUAAGGCAAUUAUCAAGAGCACGAAAACAGCAUUGGUUGACGCACGAUAUUAUCCGCGACCCGUGGGCGUAAAAAAAUGCAUUUUCCAUGAUUUAUAAGCCACUUUUGAUAAAUUAGCUCCUUUUAAUGCCAAAGAAAGUACAAUGAGUGAUGCUUUCAAACAUAACUUUUGCUGCAAAUAUGCCUCGAAAUGGCUCAGUCCAGAGGGGGCUCCGGCCCCACCCAGCCCCCUCCCAGUCCCACCUAUGAAGGGGCCAUGUGCUGGCAAGGAGGAUUUCGCUAAGUUAAAAUUUUGCAUCUAUCUUUUCAUUACGGGAGGCAAUUGUGUACAGCGCAUUCCUCUGUUCUUCGUAUCCUGCCACUAACCUUUGGGUGAAUGCGGGUAGGUAAUACCUCAUGUUAUCUGUUAUCCACUUGGCGCUAGCAGGAAGAUAGCGUAAUCCGAGUAAGUCAACUGGUGUCCUGACCUAGCCACACUGGAGAAUCCGCUCUGCCCUGCUAGGCUUGGGCAUUGGCGGGAUGUUCGGCUGACAAUUAAAACCCGACUGGAUAUUGUUCGUCAGAAAAUGGAGGUGGUUCUUGAGCCUUUUGUGUUCGGCCUUCGUCCCUCUGCAAGAAAACAGGUGCAGUUCCCCAAAUCCCCUUUCGCUGCUUGUCGCCCAUGGAGGAGUGCCACUGAAGGCACCACUGAGGCUGUCCAAAUUAGACAUAAUUAAAUCCAUAUUAAGUACACGUAUAGUGAUAACAAUAAUACGAUGCACGUAUUAUUUUUGGAAUAGGUGGCCGGAAGUCUACGCACCGAAAACGCCAAAAUCUAGCUGUCUUCCUCCACAGGUGUUCGUGAUACUUUAAGACUGAUUUAGUUUGGCCAAGUGUGCGGCGAAAGUAUUUCGGCCCAUAUUGUUCAGUAUACCUUAUUCUUUCUAUCUCACCCGAACAACGAACUUUCAUAAACCUUAAAUGCCCCUUCGUACAUUUUUCAGACCUGAAGCUUGUCUUCGAUGUUGAGUCUUUUGAUUUUGAGAAGAAAAGUGGCCAAGCGAUGGAUAGGUCCUGACAUAAUGCAAGAUCGAUCAUUUACCUGAAAUGCGGAAAUUACAUCCUGUGAGGCGGAAAGCCUCACAUGUUCCCCAUAUGUUUCGUCAGACGUAGCACCUAACGUAGACGAGUAGUAUACGACAGUUCGACCGUCGUCUCCGACGAUGUCGGCCGUGUGCCCCAUAACAGGGUGGACGCAGAGGCGGUGACUUAAGCGUGAAUUAGUUUGUAGUGGUAGUAGACUUUCGUAGUAUCUGGCGCGAUCCCCCCUUCACCCACAUAGGCCCGGUGUCCUGCCGGAGUCAAGAAGACGGAAGGCGGGAUCGGGCGGUGGCUGACGCCCCACGAGCCCGCGCAUAGGCGUGCAACCACACCUCCCCUCAUGUGACAUUUGUUAUGGGUGCGCUUACUCGAUAACGCCAACCACGCUCUGAUCUGGUUUCUGUGUUUUUCUAGCACAUCUGCCGUAUGGCCUGCUGUAGGGCACAAGACGAGUAGCACAGUUAUAUAAUGUCUACAGUUCUAAUUUGUCCAUCAUCGGUAUACACUACUCUGGCCCUCCCUAUCCCGAGUGUCCUACUGAAUUUUGUAUUGGGGGGUCAAAGGCAUAUUCAUGGGACCAGAUGGCGUCAGAGGCAAUGUUAACAAUUAUUUUCUAAUAUAUGGCGAGUCACUCAAGCCUAAUCAGCGUUUUUUCACUUGUAGGGUAGUAGUAGUGACCGGAGAGACGGGCAGCGGAAAGUCCACCCAACUCCCACAGUACGUCUACGAGGCUGGUUGGCUAGCCGAUCGUCACGCCGAUGGCCCCUACAUUGCAGUCACCCAGCCUCGCCGUGUGGCUGCGCUCACUUUAGCCGCACGUGUCGCUGAGGAAAAAAACUGGCGCUUGGGGCAGGAGGUUGGGUACCUGAUCCGCUUCGAGGUCAGCGUUUUUUACACUUUUCUUCAUGUCUCCCUCCCGCAUUCCUCCCAUUUACUCGCGUUUCAGCAUCCAAUCUUAGACUAUGUGUGGGAGUGCUGUCCGUCACCAUGGUUAGUACGCAGCUACCAGCUAAACCUAAAUAUAUAGCAGGGACUUCAAUGGACCAUAUAGUGAAACAAAUGUUAAGUCAGGAUUGUACCCAUAUGCACUCCUUAAUCCACGCACAAGGGUAUGAUGACAUUUGGUUCGAAGGCUUCACAGCUAUCUAGAUGGAUUAUUAUCCAAAAAUCUCCGCAUAGAGAGAGAGGACCACGUUCCACUGUGAAAGAAUCAUUCGAGAUUAUUGGCAAAAGGGGCUCCAUUCACUGUGACCAGAAGAUGAAUUAAGUAGUUACGCAAGCGUCAAGAGGUUCACAUGAAAGUUAAACAUCUUAUGUGGGACAGUUCAAGGCUUUGUAUUCCUAUCUCUUCAAAUAUAAGAUAUCGCACCAGAAAUGGAAGUAGGAAAUGCUGAUAUGUCGGUGUACGACAAGAGAUUUGUCAGAAGCCUCGGCGCAUGGGGCUAAAAGAUUUCGCAGCAAUUGGACCAGAGUAAGGGGGGAUGAACAACAUCAUGCAGAAUUCGACGGGCGAAUUGCAUGACCGCUGUCAUAUCAACUAAAACGACAUAAGAAACACAAGCAGAAGAAAAGAGCUUUCAUGGGGCACGUUUUAAAGUCGGAAUAUUUUCCUAAAGCAAAGCAAGAAAUAAAAAACGAGAACAAUAAAGAAUGGGAUGGAGAAUGCAGGCACCCGUGAAUCACCAGAUUAGGGGUUGAGGUGCGUCGUGGGAGCGUAGACGACGAAUAUAAUAAAGAAGACUAUGAAUAAUAGUGAAAAAUGGUUUAAAUAUGAAGGGAGAAUGAAAGACCUGAUGUCAGGAUAACACCAAGGUGCCGCAAAGAGGAUGCCACACUGGAAAGAUUGUCCAAGGAUGCCGGACUGGGAGGAUCGCAGUCGGAAAACACACUGGACUCGUUUCUGCUUAUUCACUAAAAGACCAUUUUUCAUCGACCAUGCUGAGACGUGGUCCAAGCCAUCCUUCAGAAACUGGAGAUGUGCCUGAUUUUUAAGAGGAUGACCAACAGUCGUACCUUCCGCAUACUCAGCAUACAGACAGUCAUUUGGCGAUCUCAAAUCAUCAGCGUUGAGGGAGAAGAGUUAUGAGGAAAAUAUGGAACUUUGAAGAACUCCACAGUCAUUUCGGAUUGGAAGAAUUGAAUGUGGGAAGUAAAAUAAUUACCAAGCCAAGAGACAACCCAACCAGGAUUGCCGCACACGAAUGUUUUGAUGGAGAGGAGAUGAUGCAGGACAAUGUUGGAGGCGGUGGAGUAGUCAAGAAAUGCAGAUUCCAAGAGUUCUUUGUACAGAAAUAAAUAAAUUUAUUUAAUUCCAUGAGACAAAGAGAUGAUAACAUAGGCCUAGUACCCUGUCGUCUUCUGAGGUGAGUUUCUUUUUACCGUCUGUCAAUAUUUUAAUGAUUUGUCUCGCGCUGAUGGGUUGUUGUCUCUGGGGUUGUCCGUCCGAGGUCCGCUACAGUAGGGUUAACUGCCGUCUUUGUGACAAUUUCUCUGUUCUCCGUGACGGGAAGACGUCUGGGUGUCAGCGGUCGCUGCCCUCAUUCGCAUCAUCCGUACUUACUGGUCCGGUCUCUUACACCACGUUGGCACUAGUGUGAUCGCUGGUUACUGUGCUGUUGCCGACAACUUUAUUUAAACCUUGUACAAAAACUCACUAUACCGUCCUGCGAACCUCUUAUUCUCUUGUGUGGUGGUUUUAACUGUGUGAACCUACGUCCCCUUACACUUUUAUUCCUUGACAAUCUUGUUUCCUCAAUACUCACACUAACGCCCCUCUUUAUCACAUUUUGGACAAUCACACAAACCGUAUUCUUGUUAAAAACGGAGCUCCGUUGUCAGGGUCAGAUCAUUUUGAGUUAGUAGGCCUUCCAAAACCUACUUUAUUUCUAAGCAACCGGUGUUGACCAACCCCAAGAGGACAAUUAAGCUUAACGGCGCGUCCCUACAAAGAGUUUGCUGAGGCGCUCUAACUAUGUUAGGUUUUAAUGGAAAUUGGCGAUAUUUGCUGUCAGCUCGGUACCGUUAUGGGAAGACCUGACAGAAUGUCUUUUCCCUGUCUAAUUUGUUAAAGACGUAAAAAGGAACUCCUCCACAAACUAGGCCUAGGUGACUGUCUAAAGGACCUUACCGUCUCCCACAAAUGCUCUCUUCUGCCGCUUGUGUUUCUUGUGUCGUUUUAGUUGAUAUGCCUAUUCAACGACAUUUCACAAUGGUCAGGCAUUUCAUUCAUCGACUUCUGGAUGACGUUGUCCACCCCCUCGCUCUGAUCUAAUUUCAGCGAAAUAUUUCCGCCCCAUGCGCCGAGGCCUCUGGCAUAUUUCUUGCCGUCCAUCGGCAUAUCAGCGAUAUCUUAUGUUUAAAGAGACAGAAAUACAAAAACUGAGACUUGAACUGUCCCACUUAAGAUGUUUACUUUUCAUGUGAGGCGCUUGACUCUUCCGUAACUACUUGAUUCAUUGUCUGGUCACAGUGGAUGGAGCCCUUUUGCUGAAAAAUUUAAAUGGUACUUUCAAAAUAUUGCGAAUUCAUCUCUCUUUGUCCCUCUUUCUCUGGCCCGCGGUCCCAGUCAUCUACGCUCAGUCCUAGUAUGGUCUCUCUGCUUCACACCCUCCUUGUGUUAUCGUUCAUUCAGAUUCAGUACUUUACGCGUUUGUGCCUGCCAUAUUCACGUUCAGCGUGAGUUUCUUUAUUGGUGUGUCCUGUCUGGAUUCCCGCUGGCUGUUCCGUUGAUUGACCUGCACUCGUAGGGCGGGGUAGACAGCAGAGAGUGCAACACAGCAGUUGAUGGAUGUUUCUGAGGCGCCUAGUCCCGAGUCUUUUCAUGGUAGCCCACUUGUUCCCUCCUCACAUGGGCUUGAGUCACGAACGACGAAGAACUGUGGGUAGUAAUUUUCCACUAACAGCGAGGACUGGUAUAUCCGUUUACUGCCCUUGCAUAUUCACUCAUGCGGGUCUGAAGUAACCCUCUGUCUUUAGCGAAGCUCAUCUUACAGGAGCUGUAUCAUGCAAUAUUUUCCGUUUAGCUCUGUGCUAAGUGGGACUUUAGGUCCCCAGACGUGGCGUCGUAUCGUUGUUUCGGGUCUCUGGACUAUAUUUGCUUCAUAAACUCGCCAUCCCUUUUUUUCGUCCUCGGGGGAUGAUGAACGCGAUACUUAUGGUCUCAUAUACACAAAAGAAGACGGUAGGACAAUCUCUGAGACCAUUACUUUGUUCAUUCGACGUCCCGACCUUUCAUACUAGCCAAUCAUCAAGGAAUAAAAGACUGUAGAACUCAUCGCAUACUUAGCCCACCUCUGCCGAGAAUGAUCUCCAGCUGCGCUAUCGAAUUUUUCACUCAGCGCAUGAUCAUCGGCUGGCAGAGGAAAAUGUCGAUUAGCCGAGUCCUCGAUCGAGUGCCACACUUUUUGCAGCAGGUGCAAAUUGCAGUGUGCUGACUGACUCAGGAUUUUCGCGCACUCAAAGAUGGUGGAUCAGUGAAACUAUAGAUCGCCAGAUAGGGAUUGGAACUUGUUGCUGUACGAUGAGUGAGAAGGCACUCAGGCCUUUGUAGUAGGAGUCCAGUUCGACAUGACGGUUGACACUGUCUGUGUUAAUGUAUCAAGCCUCGAUAAAUUCACACGGCUGUUUUUGUUGACCAUAGCGACUUCAUCAAUAUCGUCCCGUUUGGAGGGUGGUCAUAUUCGGGGGCCUGCAAAAAAACGACCCACAAGGGGUCAUGAUGACAAAUGGUCAGUUUGUGCCCCAUAGCGCUAGUCCACUGACAUUGACUAAUGUUGUCACUGUAAAGGUGGAAGUAAUCAGUGCAGUGAGGCUUGGUACCAGUACGACCGCAAGACUAAGACUUCCGCAGCACCCUCGCGGAGUUCUUCAGUAUCUGCGUCUGAAUCUGGUAGGCCUGUGUUAUUCCAUUAGUCUUCAUGAAGUUGACAACUCUCCGGAUUUUGGGCAAAGUCCUGCAGCCUUCGAGGUAUUUGAGGCCGAUGUGCUCGGAACUCGCACCUCCUCUUCCACACCCAAUGGCAAUUCCCCCUCUCAACUACCUGACACCCCGAUCUGUGAAUGUAUGCACCAGAAUUGCCUCGUAUUCACUUUGACUGCACUCCUGCGAUCCACCGAGUCAUAUUUUCGAAGCGUAGGUCGACCGAAAAAUUUUCUGACAGCGGGUGAACUCAAAAUAUCCCCCAAUUUUACGCUAUACGUACGCUAUUUUCCAGCAUCGUUUCGGUAGCUUAACUAAACACAUCUUCUAAUCCGCUGUUUGGGACCUUGAUUUUUUGCCAGUAUUCUGCGCAACUUCCGGAUGUAGCUGUAAAUGACGUCCCUAGUCUUAGUGAUCGCGUUUUGGGUAAUUUUAUGACAGGUCGUUAGCUGCCUGCAUACCUAGCCCACUUUAACUCAGCUUCUCUGGAACCGACUUCUGUAACUGUGAUUGACAGUUCGAUCGUCGUUAUCGACGAUGUUUACCGCGUACCCCACAGCAAGAUGAGUGUAAGGACGGUGACUUUCCUAUGAACUACUUUUUUUUUAGUAAAAAUAGACUUGCGCUUUAUCUACGGCACUCUCUCCUCCCCCACCCGCGCCUGGUGUCGUGAAGGCCGGAGGCGGAAUCAGGCGUAGCGUAGCGUGAGUCUCCUUUUAACCGUGCGACCGCACCCCCAUGUAUGGGAAAACAGCCUAAUAACGCCUGCUGGACCCUGAUCUGACCCCCAUAUUAGUCCGGCGCAACCCCCAUGUGAACCGUUUUAAGGGGCAAUUAACCGCAAUUAAGAACUGAUGGAUCAGUAAAUGCAUACUAACCCAUUUGCGUUUCGUUUUGAUAUAUCCGCAUUUCGUGCAUCGUCGGCAAUGUCAGAUUCCGUGAAGUGUCCCUUAAAUUCCCGAGCUGGUCACAGACUGGCCCUCCAGUCGGCUUGUUAUUAUUAAAAGGUACUAAAGAAAUGUAAUCAUGUUUCAACUACAGGAUUGUUUCAAACCUGGGAAGACAUCUAUUAUCUACAUGACAGAUGGCAUGCUGAUUCAGGAAAUGACGCGUGAUCCCCUCCUCCGUCGCUACCGGAUUAUCAUGCUGGAUGAAGUGCACGAGCGGUCUAUCCAGGUGGACUUACUGAUGGGUUUGGUCAAGAAGAUACUUAGGAAACGACCGAACGAUCUACGAGUUAUUGUCUCCUCCGCCACUCUCGAGGCUCAAACGUGAGUUUGCCAGUAGCGAAUAUCGUGUCAGCAGGAUGAUUUUUGCCUGUUUCAUUUUAUCGGCGAGCAAAGUUUCCACCCACCUUAAGCGAAUCUAUUACUUUUCUUGUCUUCCAGGUUCAUCGAAUACUUUCAGGAUUUAAAUAUAAAGGAAGGGGAGGACGGGCACGAUGGAACUUUGAAUCCUGUCGCCCACCUCCACGUCGAAGGUCGCCAGUACCCGGUUAACAUAUACUAUCUUCAGGACCCUACACCUUGCUACAUCCACGAAUCCAAGGAGACUGUCUUCAAGCUUCAUGAAGAUCGUCCACUUGGAGCAGAUAUUCUCGUUUUCUUGACAAGUACGAUUUUUUGCUUGUGACGGCUUUCCUUUAUACAGGAGAGCCCCAUUUAAACUAGUUAGGCUGGCAUUAAAGGACGCUGGUCCUCUCUUACAGUUCUGUGACACUUGUGAAUAUACACUGCGGACCGCUAUUGGUUUAUCCGCUUAUGAGUAAUUCGCAGCUUACGUUGGUCUUAACUGAUUUACGCAGUUUCACUAAAAUUUCAUGAAUCUGUCUUUGUCCACUCAACGAGCAUCCAGUUCCCUGCCAGGUAUGCUGGGGGGGCACUAGCCAAACUUCUUCCUGUCACGUUCUAUUCUUUUGUCUGUUCGUUUUCUUUCCCGUUCUAAUCUUUGCAACCGGCUUUGCAGGUCAGGACGAGGUUACCACACUGGUGCGCGACAUAAUUGAUGAGUAUCGCGCACGAAAGGAGCAGUUCCUACGCACACACCCCAGCAAGCCCGGAACGAACUCCCCGCGCUAUCCGCCACUGCGAGUCCUGCCCCUAUACGGCGGCCUGCCGCAGCACGAGCAGUUGCGCGUCUUUGACCGACCCUCGCGUUCCUGUCGCAAGGUCGUGGUGGCCACUAACGUGGCCGAGGCCUCGGUAACUCUGCCGGGUAUUGCCUACGUGGUGGACUGCGGCUAUGCCCGCCUGCGCUCCUACAAUGCCAAUAUCGGCCUCGAAGCCCUGGUUGUUGUGCCGGUCUCCAAGGCAUCAGCCAAUCAGCGAGCCGGCAGGGCCGGUCGCGUCCGCAUGGGAGAGGUGCCUUUUUAUUUUUGAUAUUUAUGUGCCAUCUGAUGUCCAACCGAUUUCCCGCGGCUGUAGAAUAGGGCAUUUCCACGUUAACCGCACUUUUGUCCCGUCACAAGGGCGAACAUAAAAUAUAAGACGGACAGACUCAAUGCACCCAAUCCUUAGCACUUUUUCAGCAAGUCGGUUAUUGGCCAUUAUUGUAACUCUUGAAACUGGCCUUUGGUCUUGUGAAAAUAGCUAUACUGGCUCCGGCUAACGCUCACUUGCAACACUCGAAGAAACACCUGCUGACCUGGUAUCUAACUGGUCAGGGCGUCACUCGCUAAUAUCGACCGGUGUCUGGUAGAUGAAACCAUAUUGGAAACCCCACUAAAUGCUAAAACAGUCUGGCGUGUCCCAGUAUGUACGUCAAAACGCCGAUUGAUUUGUCUCGUUGAAGUAAAUUAGUGAGAGCACGGACAAGAGUAAUAAAAUGAACUUUAUUGUACUAGCCAAACCAACCAUAUAAACCUUCCACCGGUGACUGCAUACUACCAAGUAAUUGCAACCUGUUAAACUGCUAAAUUGGAAACAAACUGACGACCGGCGGCACUGUUGGCGUUUUUGUUGCAAAUGCGAUGGUGGCGAUAGUAAUCAGACGUGUCAGCAUCCAAAAACUGGACAUUCACAAGUUUUUCUCAGCGAAACGAUCCACCACACGCCCUGUGACAGCCAACUAGCCUGGAUAGAUGGAGAAUGAACCCAGCCAAAAAGACUAAUAUUAGGGCUUCGGGCGCCUACCUAUGUGGGUCAUAGCUGGUGAAGCGAAAAAAUAUAGGCACAGGCAAAAACCAUUUAGCUAGUGGGUGGGACGCAGUGCUCAUGAAUCACUGGAAAUUCAACACUAAGUACGGCGUCGGCAGAGGGUGCGACUAGUGAACACCAAGAGAAACCGCAAUUACCAGGCCGUGUCUUUAACCCUUACCUUGAGCCAAGCUAGAAUUCUCCGUCUCACGAUUGCAAUUAGAACCCCAGUCAUUUCAUAGAAGGAAAGAUGGCUUCGUUGGCAAGAGCAUUUUGUGGGACUGCGGGCUACCCCCAUCUCUGGUUGCGUCUGGCUGGACCUCUUCCUUCAACUGCCCACAUGUGACUGCUGUAACCAGUCUCCUGCCGAUAUUCUAGUGGUCAUCCAUCGUACCCGAGAUAGAAAAGUGUAAAAGAGUUCCCAAUUACGAUAUUUUGACAGUUAUAGCUCAUGGGAGCUAUUCAACAGGACUGAAGUGGCGUCCUGUGCAUUUUUUGGAAUGAAUAAUAUAUUGGAUCGCUACAUCCUUGCACCGUCAUCAAAUUCGAUCAUGUGCGCCCCUGAUUCCACUGCAGCGUCAGACACUGUCGUGAAAGACCCCGGAGGCUGAUUGUACAUCCCCAAAACUCCUGAAUGUUCCAAAGGUCUAUCGUCCGCCAACCCGAACAAGGUACAGGUGAAACUUAAUUCGGUUGGUGAUUCCAAGGAGCAGCACUUACACCUCUGUAAGAGAGGUAAGGCAGAAUUCCGGAGAAGGAAGCACUGGUGACGCACAGUUUUGAAACGCGUCAACAUUUAAGGAACCGUAGAACACCAUACGCGAGAUCGAAGGCCCUGCAGUUUGACUCCCUUGAUCUUGGGUUGAGAAAGGCACUUGCCCUUCAACUCAGAUAAAGCGUCAAGCACGAGGCGAGUACGUUACUAUCAUAGCUGGCCUCUAGCAAAGCUGUGUCCCAUUACACGUCCUCUUUACGCGACCAAGGCUCUCAUUGCCACAGCAGAGCACGAGACUCUGGUUUCAAGUCUUCACCACUUGGGUAACAUUCUCCGACUUGGAAAAUCCUCUGAGGCAAUUAAAACUGUCCUCGGGUGCAUUAUUGUUAAAUUUCAGUACCUUGACUGAACGCGACAGAGACUAACAUACUACUUAGAUUCUCCCUGCCGCAGAAAAGGUGGCCCUAGGUUCUCGACCGUUUCAUCUGGCUAUCGGCCAACACUGGAAGGGAGUAAUGCAUCGCAUACAGCCUUUCUACAGCACGCCUUAUACAACAAGGAGGUGUGUGUGUAGCGACACUCGUUAACUUUGAGAGCACCCCGUUAUGACACCCACAGAACAAAACCCUCUACUGACUCUGUCUGCCUUACGAUAGGUCUAUCGACUAUACACCGAGGAGGCCUACGAGAACCUCCUACCACGUUUCACUGCGCCUGAGAGCCAACGCUCUGAUCUCUCGGCCGCCCUUCUGCGUCUCAAAUCCCUCGGGGUGGACAAACUGGCCUCCUUUGACUGGCUACCCCCCAAACCACCGAUUCGCAAUUUGGGCCAGGCGGCUGAACGUCUGGUCAUUCUGGGCGCACUGGAACUGGACACGGGACGACUCUCCGUUCCACGAGGUAGCCAGCUUGCCGGCCUCUGUGCUGCCUGUGGCAUCAGCGACCCCUCUGCCGCGGCUGCCCUCCUGGGUGCUGUGGAAGAGGGCUGUACCAUAGAGAUGGCCUCCAUCGUGGCCCUCAUGCAGGCACGAUAUUACUGUUAUUACUAUUAUUAUUAAUAUCGUUAUCUUUAUUCUUAUUGGUACGGGCGGCAAUAGCAAUAGUUGUUUUCGUGGGAGCAGUAGUGGUAGCCUUAGUAUCAACCAUAAUACUACUAGUUACAAUACAGUAUUGGCAACCGUAAUACUCACACUUGCAUUAAUAGCAGCACUUGUAGUAUAAAUGCUGCCGAAGUAUAUGUACUGGAGUGAUAAAUCUGCUUUUAAUUCUCUUGUUUACCGCUGUUACCGGCAUGGAUGACAUCAUAGCUCAUCACAUUAACAGCAUGUACGAAGUCGCUCAGAAAGGCCAUUUCUUCAACAAUCGUUCAGUCAUUUGUAGUGUUUUUCCGUCUUGGUCAAGUUUAUUGGCAAAAGUAGAAAUUAUCCUGCCAGGAUAGUGACCAUGCCUGGCGUACCGCAAUCCCAGGGCUUGGUUCCAUUCAAGGUACCGAAACAGGCAGCAGCAAGAGGUGCUGAUGACGGUCUGAGCCCCGAUGUGUUGCCGACCUUGGGUCUGCGCGCACUUCUCAGAAAGGAUAGUGCUAGGGAUAGUCACAGGCAGCCUGAUGAUUUAACUGGAUGACUUCCAUGUCUACGAACGUCUGUGGUGGGCUGUCAUGAGAGGUGAAUGCACAAAAACGGUGAUGGCGCUGUUCCUGCUGUGGUGGGUGUGCCAGGGGAUGGAGGCGUAUGUGCGCCUACGGAGAGUCCAGGUGCGCUUUACGCUGACAGCUAGUUAAGCUAACCCGCGGUAAAACCAUCUACUUUAUCACCAACCUGUGAGGACUCAGCCUACCAUGAGGGUUGUUUCGCACCUGGCCAGCGAACUGGAGUCCGUACCCGAUGACGCCGACAGUUGAAUACUCCCUGCCUAUAUCGGUCAAGCAACGCCUACAUCUACUAUUUGUUCUUUACUACCCUUCCAUAUGUUAGGAGCUUGCUCACUCACCCACCCGCCAAUAACCAUUCCUAGCUGCAAAACGUCUUCGUUUCGAGUGCUGCCUACAAGAAAACGGCCGACCGCAGCAAACGUCGCUUAUUCGGUUGCCUCCAGGGUGACCAUAUCACGGAACUGAACGCACUGACAGCCUAUGAACGAGAAUCUGCCAAACGCACGACUGGCGGUGGCGGCGGCGAGGAGAGUCUCAAACGCUGGUGCAAAGAGGUGGGUCUUAAUGGUCGAGGACUGGCACGAGCCGUCUACAUCCGUGACAAGAUUGCCAACAUCUUCAAGCGACAGAAACUGCCCUGGGUGGCUGCAGAACCGGCAGGCAAUGCAGAACCCGUUAUUCGAGCUCUUCUGCGUGGCUACUUCACCCAGGUAAGACUCCUUCAAUAUGCAUUCUCUGUCUCUCUCUCCCCACAUACAACUUGCACAGCACCUCCCUGACCCAUUUGCCUAUUUUGUUUAAUAAAUACACAUUUAAAUCCUUCACUUCCACCCAAUACUCGUCUAUAGUCCUCGUUAGGGAAUAAUAUAGGAGCAGAAUGAUUUUAUCCCCUCCACUAUCACCACCGUCAUCACCCCAACACAGCCCUUAUGUCCCACAAUGUCUCAUUGAGACGCCCGAGACUUAGGCCUCGGAGCAAAAAACGAGGCAACUUUAUUUAUGUGUCAUGUUGUGUUCUUUUGAUAGGGAAGGAAACAAAAAUGUCACAUAGUCAGUAAAACGUCUCAGUUUUUCCUCCCUUUUCAUUAAAAAUUUGAAUGGGAUGUUAAAAAAUCUGGAAAUUCUACCGAAUCGUCAUUGAAUGUAAUGAAAAUAUACUUGAGUGGUGGGGAAUCUUGAUGCAAAAGUGGCACGAAAUAAUUAGGCCAUAUUGCCUUUCCAUCUGCCUUCAUAAACAUGCAAUCCCCUUCGGAAAUAACGUUUUCCAGCUGCCAACCUGUUGUGGUUUCGUUUCUGAGUGUUUGCCUGUCUGUUCGGGCUCUAUAUUUGAUUUAUCUUACGACAUGUACCGAAUGGUGUGCUAUGUAGGUCCACUUCACGACUGGACGCACUUUCAUUCAUUGCCUGUCUUCUCUUCUGUCUAUCGACCCUAUCGCACAAAUGCCACCACCGCCAUAUGAUCACUUAGUCUCACUUGACAGGUGGCCUUUACGACCGACUCUGCACAUACACGUCACAUACUAGACCGACUUCGUCCGGGCUCUUGAAAGAUACAAACUAAGCAUAGCGUGAAGCAUUAUAUCUGUUAGAAACAAAACACCAAGUUGAUCUGCACCUAUCUUGCUGUUGGCGACCUGCCUGGCUAUUACGCCCAUAUAAUCGUUGGAGCGGACGUGAAUUUAAAUGUCCGCCCACUAUCGUAUGAUAUUUCUGUGUAUUCAGCCUCAUUUUCCCCUUAUGCCCUAUAGGUGGCGCUUCUCGCACCCUCCCGGACACACUAUUUGACUGUGCGUGGUGACCACGCUCUUCGGUUGCAUCCCAACUGCGUGCUUUAUGCAGCCAAUGCUCGUUGGCCUGCAUGGAUCCUCUUCACUCGCGUGUACUUGUCUGCCUCACUCGAUCCUAAUUCAUCUGAUCUUCGCGGAACCGGUGUCACCGCCGCAUCUGACUCUCAAACGGCAACGUGCGUGUCUGGCGUGAGUGCAAUUAAGUCCGAGUGGCUACUCGAACUAGCACCGCACUACUUCCAAUUCGGAACUGACCGCGAACACGUUCGGUUUAUGAUUCAGUCUGUGCAAAAGCGGACCUAA
Molecule: messenger RNA, 14428 nt
Organism: Spirometra erinaceieuropaei
Lineage: Eukaryota; Metazoa; Platyhelminthes; Cestoda; Diphyllobothriidea; Diphyllobothriidae
Source: the annotation of a GenBank genome assembly